AUGGCGGGCUGCUGGCGAAUGCCGCAAAGCAAAUACGGCACAUGGAUCGCACUCCCUCCGGCAGUAGGCUAUAUAACCACGAUACCUUCCUCGGAGGCCGAGCAACAGGCGCUGCACGAGGCCCCAUCGACGGCAGCGCGAAGCGUUGUCAUCGCCAUCGUGUCCAGCACAGCAGCCAUGGGAACGGUACUGCACCGUCGCGGGGCUGCUGGUGCUAAGUUCACCGUCGGGGAGUCACUUGUGCUGCUUCUUGUCCUGGGGGUCAUUGCGUUCCCAUCAGACGCCUGGGCUCAACAUGUCGUGGGCAGCGACGAGGCGCGCUCCCUACUUUCAAGAGGUGGCGACACGCUAAUCCGCUGGAACAUCUCGCCCGCCGCGCUGCAGCACAUGCGUUCCGAAAGCUUCAAGCGCCAGUUCAGUCCAUGGGGCGGCAAGCGGAACGCCGCCGCAUUCGAAUCCCUGCUGGACUCAGCCGGCAAUCAGGAGAGCCACCGGCACCGUCUGGCAGCGGAUGCCUCGUACAAGGUCCGUCGUUUGCACCCUGUGGACAUCGCAGUGAGGGCCGCCGAUUUGUUCAGUCCAUGGGGCGGCAAAAGAACAGACGACAAGAAGGACAAAGACCAGACGUUCAACCCUUGGGGAGGCAAGAAGGCAGGAGACCACUUCGGUUCCUGGGGAGGCAAGAGGGACACGUUCAGCGCGUGGGGAGGCAAGCGGCUGCAGGACAGCAAGAAUGCCUUCAGUCCGUGGGGAGGCAAGAGACGGAGCUUCGCACCUUGGGGAGGAAAGAGGGGAACCGGGGAAGACCAGGCGUUUUCUCCAUGGGGAGGAAAAAGGGGUGACGACGGGGAUACGUCUUUCACGCCCUGGGGAGGCAAGCGCGAGGACCGCUUCAAUCCAUGGGGAGGCAAGCGAGAAGGACCCUUCAGCCCCUGGGGAGGUAAGAGGGAUGGCUCGAACAAGGAAGGAUUCUUCAACCCUUGGGGAGGCAAGCGCGGAGCAGACGACCCGUUCAACCCUUGGGGAGGCAAGAGGCAGGAUUCGUUCAAUCCUUGGGGAGGCAAGAAGGAAGAUAGAGUCUUCAGGCCUUGGGGUGGAAAGAAGGAAGACAACGUCUUUAGGCCUUGGGGAGGCAAAAAGGAGGGCAACGUGUUUGGGUCUUGGGGAGGCAAAAGAGAGGACGCCGCACCGAGCCUUUCCGUGGGUAGGGCAUUAAACUACGGUGGUCCAGCAAGCCAUGACGUGGAUGCAGAGUCCUUGCGCAAGAAGCGAGACUCUUCUGCGAGCGAACAAAAGGGUACGACGUCGAACGGUGAGAAAAGUGGGAGGACGUAACCACUGACGUGAGUCACUGUAGCGAAGCGCCCAUUCGAAAAACAUCUCAUCUCACGCCUUAAAAGGAAAAAAAAGAAAGGGAGAAGAAAACUACACGGCGGCUGCUGCGUGCGCACAUGAACAUAAAGGCCUAUCAAGAAGAAACGAGAAGAAAGGGACUCUCUUGUUUCUUCAGGUCAAAGAGUAUUUUUCGGAAAUAAAAAGCAAAGUUUUCCUACAUCAGCAUGCAUGCUGAGGUAACGCACUGCCUGUUGGGGCGUACAGUAAAUAAAAAUAAUAAAUUAAAACAAA
This is a messenger RNA of Rhipicephalus microplus (southern cattle tick), 1626 nucleotides long. RefSeq lists its product as uncharacterized. Lineage: Eukaryota; Metazoa; Arthropoda; Arachnida; Ixodida; Ixodidae. The record is from RefSeq and is a predicted model, not a curated record.